AUGCCAGCCGAAGCUUGGUAUAAAAGGGCCUAUGGGUUUGCCAGAGAAAAUCCCGGCACGACCGCUCUGUACGCCACUUCCGGUGUUGCCACUGCGUUCAUGGUCGCUCCGAUGGCCGUCGCCGGUGCCGGCCUAGGGCUCAUAGGAUUUACGGCCAACGGCGUAGCCGCAACCUCUAUGGCUGCCGGCUGGCAAGCAUCCAUCGGCAGCGUUGUGGCACCGAGCCUGUUUGCCACGCUUCAAAGUGCCGCUGCCGGUGGCUAUGGGGUGGCUGCUGUAGGUUCGGCAGUCAGCUCGGUGUCCGGCCUCCUCGGAGUCUCGACGGGCGUGGCGGCCGCGCUGCGCACGAAGAAAAAGCGCGAGGAGGGCGACGACGAUGACGAUGAUGAUGCGGAUAAAGAUGAAGAGGCAGAGGAUACGGCAGAGACAGUCGUGGGCGAGGAAGAUACUUUCAUAGAGAGAGGAAGAGAGUCAAAGUCUUGA
This is a messenger RNA of Grosmannia clavigera kw1407, 483 nucleotides long. RefSeq lists its product as uncharacterized. Bases 1 to 483 code for a protein of 160 amino acids. The record is from RefSeq and is a predicted model, not a curated record. Lineage: Eukaryota; Fungi; Ascomycota; Sordariomycetes; Ophiostomatales; Ophiostomataceae. Gene Ontology annotation, cellular component: membrane. The transcript has 2 exons.